CAGCAGCUGGGUGAAGGAGAGGAUGUAGCAGCAGGAGGAUCUAAGAUGGCGACCGGAGAAACAAACAGCAGCUGCUGUCUGAGGAUUCAACGGUAAAAACAACCGACACACCGGGACUCUGUCCGUCUGUCCGCCGGGAGGAGACGAUGAGCGGGGCCGCGCUGCGACACGCUGAACGGAAACAGUCAUCAUGCUGUGAGGUCGCGACCUCAUUGGCUCUGUGACGAGGGAGGAGGAGGAGGAGGUGGAGGAGGAGAAGAUGGCGGCUGAACUUUUCUCCACCAGCCUCCCUCACAGUAACGAGGUGGAGGUGAAGAAGAGUUUCAUCCAGCCCAAUGAACCGGAGCCGCCGGCUGAAAACACCAACGAAGAAGACGACGUCCAGCCCAACAACAAUGACAGAGAGGACGGAGACAGCUGGCAAGAAGCACAGCCCACGCUCAGAGAGAGGAACGCUCUGAUGUUCAACAACGAGCAAAUGGCUGAUGCUCACUUCAUCGUCGGUCCUCCAGGAGAGACUCAGAAAGUUCCUGCUCAUAAGUACGUCCUGGCGGUGGGCAGCUCCGUGUUUGGAGCCAUGUUUUACGGAGAUCUGGCUGAGGGUCAAUCUGAGAUCCACAUCCCUGACGUGGAGCCAGCCGCUUUCCUCAUACUGUUGAAGUACAUGUACAGUGAUGAGAUCGAGUUGGAGGCUGACACCGUGCUCGCCACGCUCUACGCUGCUAAGAAGUAUAUCGUUCCUGCUCUGGCGAGGGCCUGCGUCACCUUCCUGGAGACGAGUCUGGAGGCGAAGAAUGCCUGCGUGCUGCUGUCUCAGAGCCGGCUGUUUGAGGAGCCAGAGCUGACGCAGCGCUGCUGGGAGGUGAUCGACGCUCAGGCCGAGCUUGCUCUGCUAUCUGAAGGCUUCUGUGAGAUCGACCUGCCCACGCUGGAGAUCAUCCUGCAGAGAGAAUCCCUCAACAUCAGCGAGGUCGUGAUCUUCCAAGCCGUGCUGAACUGGGCGGCGGCUGAGUGCAGACGUCAGGGCCUGUCUGUAAACCCCAGGAACCAGCGGGCGGUGCUGGGUAAGGCUCUGUACCUGGUCCGGAUCCCCUCCAUGACGUUGCAGGAGUUUGCAGACGGGGCGGCGCAGUCGGACGUCCUGAUGCUGAAAGAGACUCAUGAUGUUUUCCUGUGGUUCACUGCCUCAAGCAAACCCAGACUGGAGUUCCCUCUGGUGAAGCGGGCCGGACUGGCGCCGCUCAGGUGCCACCGCUUCCAGUCCUCGGCCUACCGCAGCAACCAGUGGCGCUACAGGGGGCGCUGCGACAGCAUCCAGUUCGCAGUGGAUCGGCGGAUCUUCAUGGCCGGACUCGGUCUGUACGGGUCAAGCGGCGGGAAGGCCGAGUACAGCGUGAAGAUUGAACUGAAGAGGCAGGGAACCGUUCAGGCCCAGAACCUCACCAAAUUCCUGUCGGAUGGAUCAAGCAGCACCUUCCCUGUGUGGUUUGAACACCCGGUCCAGGUGGAACCGGACACCUUCUACACGGUCAGCGCCGUCCUGGACGGAAACGAGCUGAGUUACUUUGGUCAGGAGGGGAUGACCGAGGUGCAAUGUGAGAAAGUGACCUUCCAGUUUCAGUGUUCAUCAGACAGCACCAACGGCACCGGUGUGCAGGGGGGGCAGAUCCCUGAACUGGUCUUCUACUGCUGAACCAGAACCUGACGAACUCAAGGCCUUUCAUCAGUCAGAAAACAUGUUGGAGUGAGACAGGAGCUCUGAUUCUGACGGACAGUCCAGGUGGAACUGGAAGCUGAUUGCACGGUUGAGGUGGAACUGGAAGCUGAUUGGUUUGUCUGUGCUUCUUAAAGGAAAUGAUGAAUGAACAUUAAAGUUUAUGUGACUGAAACUGAAAA
Messenger RNA from Sebastes umbrosus (honeycomb rockfish), 1896 nucleotides. RefSeq names its product BTB (POZ) domain containing 6b (gene btbd6b). The transcript is spliced from 5 exons. Gene Ontology annotation, cellular component: cytosol. Gene Ontology annotation, biological process: neurogenesis. NCBI's taxonomy places the organism in Eukaryota, Metazoa, Chordata, Actinopteri, Perciformes, Sebastidae. Gene Ontology annotation, molecular function: protein binding. Bases 260 to 1693 code for a protein of 477 amino acids. The record is from RefSeq and is a predicted model, not a curated record.